UGUGCUUCCCCCGGGGUCACAGGCCGUGACAGACCCGGGACUUGAACCCAGUUACCUGAAGGUUUCAACACGAGGCUUCAAACCUCAGAGGUGCACGAGGAGCUGCUGUGGGUUGGGACAGGGUCCAGGAAGCCCUGUGGGACCCACCUUGCAGCUGCCACCUGCCACCUCUCUUCCACACGGGGCUGGGCAGGGACUCCUUCCGGACAGAGUGUUCCUGCUCCUCUGACCUCCAUCCUAGAGUAUCUCCGGUCACGUGGUUCGUCCAUCUCUCCCCAGCAGGACAGGUCUGCCUCCUUCCCUGUCACUGGGGACCCCAGCACUAAUCCCCUUGGCAGAGGCGCUUGCUGGGGUGCGGGUGGGGGAUUAGCGCUGGGGAAAUCAGAUGCCACAUCUGCCCGUCCCUGGAGAGCUGGGGCAGGGCCUCUCCUGUCCCCGGAGCACAGGGCAUCACGUUGGGGGGCCUGAACUGCCCUGUCCUUCUCAGGCCUCCUGGAAGAAGCCCCCCACGGCCUCUUUUUGCCUUCGCUCCUCUGACUCAGCUUGUGGUCCACGGGGCUCCCGGCGCCUAGACCCGAAUCCUCCAGAGCUGGACCGUCCUUGCCUUGGGGAGAUGAAGACCCAGGCUGGCUGGCGGCCCCAGCUGCCCAGAGUGCGGAGGAGGUGGCUCUUCCCGGCCCUCAGCGGCUUCCUCUUCCUCUUCUCCGUGGUCAUGACUGGCUGCUUCCUGUGGCAGUACCAGCUUCCCAAGCUUCCGACUGGUUCCUCGGGGCCAGAGGUGACCUCCGCCCCUGUGAGGAUGUGUCCCCGGCACCCCGAGCCUGUGCCCCUGGCCCACCCGCUCCCUGUGUUGAAGGAGGCCCUGGAAAAGGUGGACCGGAUCCUGCGCCAGGCCAUGUCGGCCCCGGGCCUGGCUGCCAUGUCCGCGGUGGUCAUUCACAACGACACUGUGCUCUGGACUGGGAACUUUGGGAAGAAGAACGGCUCUGACCCGAAUUCUGGGACACCCAAUGAGUACACCAUGUACCGGAUCUCCAGCAUCUCCAAGGUCUUCCCGGUCCUCAUGCUGUACCGGCUGUGGGAGGAGGGCACCGUGGCCUCCCUGGACGACCCUCUGGAGCGGUACGCCAGCACCUUCACCAUCCGCAACCCGCUGGGCCUGAUGGACGGGCUGGAGGAGGUGGGCCCGGCCCCCAGGCCUUCGCCUGUCACCCUCCGCAGGAUGGCCAGCCAGCUGUCGGGGCUGCCCAGGAGGCUACGCUCCACCUCGCUGCUGUGGAGGGGCAGCACCCAGGAAGCCCUGAGCCUGCUCAAGGAUGACGUGCUGGUGGUGGACCCAGGAACCAGAUGCCAUUACAGCACGAUGGCCUUCUCCCUCCUGGCCCACGUCCUGGCAGCCCACACCCCGCAGGGUGACUACCAGCGCUGGAUCUCAGAGAACGUGCUGGAGCCUCUGGGGAUGGGGGACACGGGCUUCGACCUCACGCCCUCGGUGCGCGCCCGACUAGCGGCCGGCUUCUACGGCAGCGGGCGGCCGGCCCCGCUCUACGACCUGGGCUGGUACCGUCCGUCGGGACAGAUGUACUCGACCCCCGCGGACCUGGCCAAGCUGGCCAUGGCGCUCCUGGGCAGUGGGCCCCAGCGGCUCCUGCGGCCCGACGCGGCCAAGACGCUGCUGGCGCCGCUGCUGGCCUGCCCCGGGGCCUACUUCGCCAACCAGACGGGCACGCCCUGGGAGUUCCACGCGCAGCGCGGCUACCGCGUGGUGCGCAAGGACGGCGACCUGGACGGCUACGCCGCCACCUUCUCGCUGGUGCCCCCGCUGCGCCUGGGCCUCGUGCUGCUGCUGGCCGGGCCGCGGCCGCCCGGGCCCGACCUGGUGGCGCAGGCCUACGACGUGCUCCUGCCGGCCAUGGAGAGGGCCCUCCGGGAGGCCGAGCGCAGCCCCGCCCCGCCGCCCAGCGCGCGCCCCUUCGCCGGCUACUUCACCUUCGCCAACCGGACCUUCUACCAGGUGCACGCGGGGCCGGCGGGCGAGCUGCGCCUGCGCCAGUUCGGGCCCCGCGUCGAGGCGCUGGUGCCCCCCGCGUUCCGCACGUUGGCGCUGCGCCACGUGCGCGGGCGCGUCUUCCAGCUGCACGUGGCCCGCGAGUUCCCGUGCGCGCUGCCGCUCGGCGACGCCUGGCUCUCGCUGGAAGCCCAGCACGGGCAGCUGGUCAACUUCUACCCGUUGGACGGCCACGGGCUGUCCCCCGGCUUCGACGUGCCCGGCCUGAACACGUACCAGGUGCUGCGUGUGCAGCACAAGCCGGCGUUCAAGGCCCAGUGAGCCCCCUGGGGUCUGGAGCCUCCUUUCCCCUGACCUCCAGCUUGCCCGCCUGGGCCUGGAGACAGGAGUCCGCAGGGGUGUCUGGUAGAGAACCCGAGUAGUUGUCAAAGUGGGGUCCUCAGCCCUCGGACAGUUGGCCGACUGUCCAUUGUCCGAGGGGGAGGAGAAAUUAAGUACCGGGAUGUAGAGUAAGCAUUUAGAAAUGUAAGCCUUGACGUAGUACCUCUGUGUCUGUUGGGAUUAAGGCAAGAUAAGGGGUUGUAUUUUGUCUUUUAAAAAUCAACCUUAUCCGAUCAUCAUUUACUUAAAAUAAAACACACCAUCCAGGGAUGAUUGGGAUGAUUUUUUAAAUUUAAUUUUUUUUUUUUUUUUGCAGUGGUGGGGAUCAAACGCAGGGCACAUCGUGCAGGCUGCGCACUCUGCCACUGAGCUGCACCCCCCACCCCUAUUGGAUGAUCGUGACAGAUAUUUAUACCCACCACCACAAUCAAGAUAUAGGAAAUUUCCACCCCUCCUAUUCCUUUGCAGGCAGGUCCCUCCCCCUCCCAGCCCCAGGCAACCACUGAUCUGCUUUCUGUCACUGUGGAUUAGUUUCGCCUGUUUAAGAAUUUCACAUAAAUGGAAUCAUACAGUGUAGUCUUUUGUGCCAGUCGGCUUUUGCUCAGCAUGCUGUUUCUGAGGUUCAUGUCUUUGCCUGUAUCAAUAGUUUGUUCCUUUGUAUUCCACAGUAUAGAUAUGCCACACUUUGUUUAUCCUUUCACCUGUUGAUGGACAUUUGGGCCGUUUCCAGAUGGGGCUAUUAUGAAAGGGCAUUCUUGUACAAGUCCUUUUGUGAAUGCAUGCUUUCAUUUCUCUUGGAUAAAUUUCUAGGUGUGACUGUCUUGCAGUUUUCCAAAGCACUUGUACCAUUUUACAUCCCUAAACAGCAUAUCUCACUGUGGUUUUAACUGUGUUGUAUUUAUUGAUUUGUAAAAGCUCUUUAUAUACUAUAGACAUAAAUCCUUUGUCAAAUAUAUGUAUUGCAAAUGUUUUCUUCCAGU
Messenger RNA from Ictidomys tridecemlineatus (thirteen-lined ground squirrel), 3369 nucleotides. It is a transcript of the gene Lactbl1, whose product is annotated as lactamase beta like 1. The record is from RefSeq and is a predicted model, not a curated record. NCBI's taxonomy places the organism in Eukaryota, Metazoa, Chordata, Mammalia, Rodentia, Sciuridae.